AUGAUUCGGCUUCCGGACGCUGGCGACAUAAACAUACUAUACGCUAUCCCGGCCAGGGUUGGACCAGACCAGGCGAGCGUGUACAUCAGCCACCUCUUCAGCUCGUUCCUGCAUCAGCACUCUUUCCUUGGCCAAAUCGGGAAUGAACACCGCGAUCUGAAAGGUUUGAUUAAUUCGUCUUCCAGUCUGCAUAAUGCAGCGCUGGCACUGGGUGCCCUGGAUCUCGAACUGUACAAGCGGCCCGGAAGCGCGCUUGUGAAACCCGCAACUGCUUUGAAAUAUUACCAUGAGGCCGUGAAGUCGCUGCAAGAUGACAUAGCGCAUUCCGAGUUUUCCGUCAAGAAUGACAACGCUAGCUUGUGGAGUACGAUCCUGCUGGGGAUCUUCGAGCUCAUGUACGAUUCGUCAGGCAACGCAUUCCUUGCUCAUUUCAUGUAUGGGACAUCUCGUUUGGUCGAAUAUCAAGGCGUGAUAGCGGAUCGAGAUCUGUACUUGACGAUCAGAGUACUGGAGCUGAUCCGAGCUCUUGUCUUUUGGACCGAUACCUUUCUUGUUGGGCCACAGUGGCAAGUUUCGAUGGCCUGGAUGUUUGACGAAGCAAUGUGCCAUGACUGGCACCCUAUCGAUGCCUUGUUUGAUCUGGCGGUUCAGUUCAUUGCAUUAAAUCAGAGAGCGGAGCUCGCUGUACGCUCGGCAUGCCCUGUCGCCUCCGAGGAGAACAUUGAGGCAUUGCGCAGUGCGGCAUUAGAUGGCAUAACCCUCCGCAUCAUGAUGUUUCAAUGGCAUGCACUGUCUUUGAAGUGGUCACAAAGCCACAUUCAAAAAGAUGGGAUCGACGCGCCAAUGCAGUUGGCCCUCAUUCUCUAUCACACCUUGAGCAUCUGUCUGAGCAACAUAUUCAGAUCCCAAGAUUAUUCAAGGUUGGGCCUCGAGGUUCCUCGACUCCCGGACGAAGCGAAUCUUAUGCAUGCAAGCCGGAUUCUAGAUUUGGUGGAAAUUGCGCUGCAACAGACGAAUCUAGCUGGUUUCUUGUAUUGCUGGCCCGUUCAAGUAGCUAGUCUUCGGUACGGCAUCUCAAUGGAGCAGAGGGAAAGAAGUUUAGCCAUAGUUCAGGAGAUUGAGAAACGUGGCUUCGUGUUUGGCUAUGACAACGCCGUCUUUUCGGGUAUUAUCGUGCUGCCUUGGUUUCUCGAAACUUUCCACCAUCCGGACUCGGCCCUGCUGGGUACUGUCAGCUCACUUUACAAUGUUGGAUGUGCCAUCGGGGCCAUCUAUGCUUUCCUCUUCGGGGCACAAUUGGGACGCAGGAAGACCAUUAUGAGUGGCGCUUCAAUUGCUACUGUCGGAGUUGUCAUCAUGUGCACGGCCGAGAAGAUUGCUCAACUUCUUGUUGGUCGCAUCGUGACCGGUGUAGGCGUUGGUGUUCUGACCUCUACGGUUGGAUUGUGGCAGGCUGAAACCACGCCGGCUCGAGUUCGAGGACGUUUCAUGUGUCUUGAACUCCUGCUUGGUGGCAUGGGUCUGGUCACGGCCUUCUACACCAAUUACGGUCUGCGAAACAACAAGACUCGCACCGCCUUCGUCCUGCCCCUGGCAUUGCAGCUCGUCUUUAUCCUCAGCGUUGGGAUCUUGGUGGCGUUCCUUCCAGAAUCACCACACUGGCUGUUCAAGAACGACCGUCAAGACGAGGCUCUGCGUGUCAUCAUGCGUCUACAAGGUCACAAUGCCACACGGGACGAUCCUCAGGUCCAACUCCAUAUGCACGAGAUCUCCGAAGCCAGUCGACUGGAAGGUGAAAAGGGAGGCUUCUUCAGCGGCAUCUUCAUCAACGGACCGACGCAAAACUUCAAACGUAUUUGCUACGGAUCCGGAAUCAUGAUCAUGCACCAACUCAACGGCAUCAACAGCGUGACUUACUAUGUCCCCACACUAGUGCAAACAUUCAUCCACGCCUCACACAGCACCUCGCUGUGGAUCAGCGGACUUUUCGGUGUCGUUGCCUUUGUCUUCUCCAUCUGGCCGGUACUCUUUGUCGACAAGCUUGGGCGGAGACCUUUUCUGGUGGCGGGUAGCGCCGGCCAGACGGUGUGCUUUGCGAUUGUGGCGGCGCUGCUCGCAACGGCUCCAGCAAAAGGCAGUCCCGCCUAUGGUAUUGUCACCCUCUCAUUUGUCUUUGUUUACUACGCCGUCAAUAUCUCAACAUGGUAUCCCAUCACUUGGCUCUAUCCGGCAGAGCUGAUGCCCUUGCACAUCCGAGAAAAGGGCAUGGGAAUUGCCGUCUUCACCUACUGGAUCUUCCAGUUCAUGAUCGUCGAGGUCACACCAAUUGCGCUGAAAAACAUCGGCUAUCGGUUCUACAUUAUCCUGUCCGUCUUUAAUGCAUUGAUCGGAGCGAUUCUCUUCUUCUUCUACCCCGAGACCAAGCGGAAGUCACUUGAAGAAAUCGAUUUCUUCUUCGCUAAAAAGGAUAUGGGUCUGACUGUCGAGACGGUCGGGAUCGAACGAGAAGAGAAGCAUCACGAGGAUGUUGCUGUGCAGGUGGAAAAUACAGAGCAUGAGUUGCGGACCAUCAACAUCGAGCAGCGCGCAUGA
Molecule: messenger RNA, 2592 nt
Organism: Exophiala xenobiotica
Lineage: Eukaryota; Fungi; Ascomycota; Eurotiomycetes; Chaetothyriales; Herpotrichiellaceae
Exons: 3
Coding region: 1-2592 (863 amino acids)
Biological process (GO): carbohydrate transport; transmembrane transport
Cellular component (GO): membrane
Molecular function (GO): carbohydrate:proton symporter activity
Source: RefSeq, a predicted model, not a curated record